AUGACGACCACAGAGAUGACCCGCGAGCAGCAGGAGGAGUACCAGAAACAGCUGGUGGAGGAGAAGGGCGAGCGGGACGCUGAGUUCCUCGUCAAGAAAGCGGAGCGAGCAGCACUACGCUCCUGUCUGAGGGACAAGUACAGGCUGCCCAAGAGCGAGCGUGACGACAGCAUCCUGGAGCAGGCGGGGGACGAGGUGGACGUCCCGGAGGAGCUGCUGUCCAUGGUGGAGGGCGAGGGAGGGGAGGAGGAGCAGAGCGCCUCCCUGAGAAGGCCUCGGCCACCGUCACAGGGCUGCGCUCCAAGGCCGAGGACAAGUGCCACGUCAUGUGACCUGGUACUGCUCUGGUGCUGCUCUGGUGCUGCUCUGGGACCCGUCCGUCGAAAUGUGCAUUUCUGGAGAACCAAGAGGAGCCUCCACGCUGAGGCGGCCAUGAAGCAGCCCUCCUACCCAGCCGUGGUGCCCUCGCUGACGGCCAAGAGCAAGUCCUCCCUGCGGUACCGCUACGAGCUGCGUCUGGAAGACGUCAAAGCCGCGGCCGUGGAGGAGAAGAUCCGGCUUCUGACCAGAAUACAGCGAAAGAAGUAUGUCGUGUUCCCCCAGACGCUGUCGCGUAACGCGGACCAAUGGCACCAACACUUCACCAAGACGGCCUACAUCCCGGGGCUGCCCGACGUGUACUCCGAGGUCGGACAGCCUCCGGAGGACUCAGCUCCCGCGGUCGGACAGACAGCCCUGCCCGUCAUCGGGGAGGACACGUUCGAGGAGAUCCGAUCCCUGGUCAGUCAUGCGGUUCUCCAAGAGCAGUGGUACAUGAAGAAGCGGGAGCCCUUCCUUUACCGGCGGCAGGAGCACUUCGUGGAGCCCUUCAUGCGGAACCUUGUCGCAGGGGUCACCGGCUGCCUGGCCCAACACAACCCCCUACUGCUCCUGGCGAGCAAAGAUCUAAAACCUGAGGUGAAUUUCUAUUGGACGAGAGGUCAGAGGAUUAUUCCUCGUGGCCAUCGAAGGGGCAGAGUUGAGCCAAUCAGGUUCCAGAUCGAUGACAAGCCACACAGUCAAAUUAGGAUACCUAAGCAACUGCCACAGUUUGCUCCGAUGGAGGCUGCCUUUGGAUUGGACGUACCGGACAUCAAAGUGUCCCCCGACAUGAUGCCUCUGUUCAAACGACAGUACGACAACCACAUCUUCACAGGGGCCAAGCUGCCGGACCCCUGCGGCUACGGCCACACCCAGUUCCACGUGGUCCAGGACCGGUACCACCGGGCCCGGCUGGGCAGCAGGGGCCAGGAGGACCAGGUGGAGGCUCUGCUGCGCGCCCAGGGCCUGGCCAGCCUCUUCUGCUGGACCGGGGCGCAGGCCGCCUACCAGGGCUUCUGGGCGCGUGAGGACGUGCCGCGGCCCUUCGUGUCCCAGGCCGUGAUCACCGACGGGCAGUUCUUCUCCUUCUUCUGCUACCAGCUCAACACGCUGGCGCUGUCCGUGGACGCGGACGUGGACAACCCCCGGAGGAACGUGCUGUGGGGCACGGAGAGCCGGCGUCUGUUCCAGGGCGUGGAGGACGGCCGCGUGGUCGGUCUGGACGACGGUGUGCUGCGGCUGCUGGUCCAGUUCCUCAUGAACAGGCCCCUGGAGGCUUGAGCGCCCUGGGGGGGCCCUC
Molecule: messenger RNA, 1660 nt
Organism: Gadus chalcogrammus (walleye pollock)
Lineage: Eukaryota; Metazoa; Chordata; Actinopteri; Gadiformes; Gadidae
Product: 39S ribosomal protein S30, mitochondrial-like
Exons: 8
Coding region: 1-1641 (546 amino acids)
Biological process (GO): translation; neurotransmitter transport
Cellular component (GO): ribosome; mitochondrial large ribosomal subunit; mitochondrion
Molecular function (GO): structural constituent of ribosome; syntaxin binding
Source: RefSeq, a predicted model, not a curated record